Molecule: messenger RNA, 390 nt
Organism: Pisolithus orientalis
Lineage: Eukaryota; Fungi; Basidiomycota; Agaricomycetes; Boletales; Pisolithaceae
Exons: 3
Coding region: 1-390 (129 amino acids)
Source: RefSeq, a predicted model, not a curated record
AUGGCUGGUUGUCGCACAAGUUCUCGCAGAUCUCCCGCAGCCGCAGACGUCAUUACGUACCGGCUGGAGGACAAGAUGAUGUAUGUUCCACUGGACCACGAUUGGAGGGAAGCGCUUUCACAAGCACGACUGACGGACAGCGAAGGUCGAAUUGGGAUCAGCCCAUCUGCUUGGAGUAGCGUCGCGUCUCACCUAACACGCUAUGAGGUUAUAACCAUCGUGGUUAAGCCAGAAGUCGUCGGGGCGGACGCGGAGGUUGCACCACCAGUGUACUCCCUUGCUUCCUCCGCACCAGAAGAGAAGAGGUCCUUGUCGUCAACCUCGCUAGGGUCGCGUAGCGAAAGCAAGUUCAGUCUAAAAGGUGUACUUCAAGCACUCCGCAAGGAAUAG